Molecule: messenger RNA, 564 nt
Organism: Alligator sinensis (Chinese alligator)
Lineage: Eukaryota; Metazoa; Chordata; Crocodylia; Alligatoridae
Gene: RPS16
Product: ribosomal protein S16
Exons: 4
Coding region: 16-510 (164 amino acids)
Biological process (GO): maturation of SSU-rRNA from tricistronic rRNA transcript (SSU-rRNA, 5.8S rRNA, LSU-rRNA); translation
Cellular component (GO): cytosolic small ribosomal subunit; ribosome
Molecular function (GO): structural constituent of ribosome; RNA binding
Source: RefSeq, a predicted model, not a curated record
GCUGAAGGUUGAAACAUGGACUGUGGGCGUUUGAUGCUAGUUGUUCAUUGCAGUUGUGCUAACCUGUUCAUGAGAUGCCACCCUCAUACCUGUUGUCGUUUUCCCCCCUCUGUGCAGAAAACAGCUACGGCUGUUGCCCAUUGUAAAAGAGGAAAUGGCCUCAUCAAAGUGAAUGGAAGACCGCUGGAAAUGAUUGAGCCCAGAACGCUGCAGUACAAACUGCUUGAACCUGUUCUUCUCCUGGGCAAAGAACGCUUUGCUGGAGUUGACAUCAGAGUCCGUGUUAAGGGUGGUGGCCACGUAGCACAAAUCUACGCUAUUCGUCAAGCUAUUUCCAAAGCAUUGGUGGCUUACUACCAGAAAUAUGUUGAUGAAGCAUCUAAGAAGGAAAUCAAAGACAUCUUAAUCCAGUACGAUAGGACUUUGCUGGUCGCAGAUCCUCGUCGCUGCGAGUCCAAGAAGUUUGGUGGACCUGGUGCCCGUGCACGCUACCAGAAGUCUUACCGUUAAAAUUAUUCUGUACUCCAGUAUCUUAUAAUAAAUCUGGUGAAAAUUUGGUAAAUA